AUGACGACACCGCCAGACUGGGUAAUGCAGCUGCUGCCCGCCGCGCCGACGGGCGCGCACCUCCUCGCUGCCGAGCGCGCGGGGAGCAACGUCGACUCUGGGCGGAUCGCCGAGCUGAUCCACGGCGGGCGGGCCGAGCUGGCGUCGCGCGCGCGCGUCGAGGCUGCCAUUGCCGCGGACCCCAGGCUGGACAUGGACGAGUCGGCGUCGUGGAGCCGCGUGGAGAAGAUUGAGCACUCGCUCGAGCGCGGCAAGGUGCUCAAGCGGCUGCGCAAGCAGCAUAACUGGACAGACACAGAGUACGCGUUCGCGACGCGCAUACAGGGAGACGGCAACGUGUACAACCUGCACGACUCGGCCUUCAUCCGCGUCCUGAAGGACCAGUCGACCGACGAGCAGAAGGCCGCCUUCCUCGCCGACGCGGAGAACGACCGCAUCAUCGGGUGCUAUGCCCAGACUGAGCUAUCGCACGGCUCCAACGUCCGCGGCCUCGAGACCACGGCCACCUGGGACCCGAGCGACAAGACGUUCAUCAUCCACUCGCCGGCCAUCACGUCGGCAAAGUGGUGGAUCGGGUCCAUGGGCCGCACGGCAAACUAUGCCAUGGUCAUGGCGCAGCUCAUCGUCGGCGGCAAGAACAUUGGCCCGAACACCUUCUUGGUCCCUAUCCGCGACUUGAAGACCCACGAGCCCCUGCCCAACGUGUUUGUGGGCGACAUUGGCCCCAAGGUCGGGUACAACCUCGUGGACAAUGGCUUUGCCAUCUUCAACCAGCACAAAAUCCCCCAUCUCAACAUGAUGGCGCGGUUCGGGUGGGUCGACCCCGCGACGAACCAGUUCAAGCGGCGCGGCUCGCCAACACUCACGUACGGCGGCAUGACGUACCUGCGUGUCGGGAUCGCGUUCGACGCGGCCACUGCCUUGGCGCGCGGCGCGGCCGUGGCGAUCCGGUACACUGCCGUGCGGCAGCAGUUCCAGGACGAGGACGACCCGAACGCCAAGGGCGAGACGGCGGUGCUCAACUACAAGAUGGUCCAGUACCGCCUUUUGCCUGCGCUGGCGCGGUCGUACGCGCUCCACUUUGCCGGGCGCGAGCUGCAGGCGCUCUUCAACCGCUUCGACACGGCGAUGAAGAGCGACCAGAACGCGGCGCUCGCCAUCCUCGGCGACCUGCACCUGACCUCGUGCGCGAUGAAGACGUACGCGACCACCGUCGCCGUCGAGGGCAUCGAGACGUGCCGCCGCUCCAUGGGCGGGCACGGGUACUCUGCGUACGCGGGCCUCGGGCACCUGUACGGCGAGCAGCUGCCGUCCGCCACGUACGAGGGCGACAACUACGUCCUCACGAAGCAGGUCGCGCGCAGCCUCCUCAAGUCGGCCGGCGACGUCAUCACCGGCAAGGGCGGCGACACGCCCCUCGACCGCGCGCUCAGGCACUACGCCGAGCGCAAGGACACUGGCGCGGCGUUCGACGUGCUCAACGACGACGAGCAGCUCGUGGCCGCGUUCGGCUGGCGCGUCGCGCACCAGACGUUUGAGAUCCUCCGCCUGAAAAUGAAGGCCAAGGAGACGUGGAACAACCUGCUCGUGCCGAUCUGGCGCCUGUCGACGGCCUACUCGGAGUGGGUGACCGUUCGUGCGUUCUACGAGCGCGUGAGCGGCGCCGGCCGCGAGCGGCUCGUUGCCGACGUCGGCGCGCCCUCGGCGGAUGCGAUCGCGCAGCUGUUCCGCCUGUACGCGCUCAUCACGCUCGAGGAGCGUACCGGCGACUUUGCGGAGUCUGGCGCCGUCAACGCGCAGCAGUUUGGCCUCGCGCGCCACCGCGCCAUCGGCAGCGUGAUUGACGCCGUCCGCCCACACGCCCUCAACCUCGCCGAGGGCUGGGGUCUCUCCGACUUUGUCCUCAACUCGUCCCUCGGCCGCUCGGACGGUAACGGUUACGAGGACAUGUUCCGCAAGGCGGCCGCCAACCCCGUCAACGGCCUCACGUUUGACCCCGACCCAAACUCGGACAUCAUGGUCAAGAGGCGGGACCGCCUCGCAAAGCUGUAA
Messenger RNA from Vanrija pseudolonga, 2052 nucleotides. RefSeq names its product Putative peroxisomal acyl-coenzyme A oxidase 12. Gene Ontology annotation, cellular component: peroxisome. NCBI's taxonomy places the organism in Eukaryota, Fungi, Basidiomycota, Tremellomycetes, Trichosporonales, Trichosporonaceae. The transcript has 2 exons. Gene Ontology annotation, biological process: lipid homeostasis; fatty acid beta-oxidation using acyl-CoA oxidase. The record is from RefSeq and is a predicted model, not a curated record. Gene Ontology annotation, molecular function: fatty acid binding; acyl-CoA oxidase activity; FAD binding. The coding region runs from base 1 to 2052 and encodes 683 amino acids.